Messenger RNA from Eruca vesicaria subsp. sativa (arugula), 524 nucleotides. NCBI's taxonomy places the organism in Eukaryota, Viridiplantae, Streptophyta, Magnoliopsida, Brassicales, Brassicaceae. The record is from the annotation of a GenBank genome assembly.
CUUUCUACGUUGAUUGCUGGUGGGGGAGAACUGCCACAACGAGUAUCUUCAUUGCAGCUGCCAUUACAGAUUGGCUUGACGGGUACAUUGCAAGAAAGAUGAGGUUAGGCUCUGCGUUUGGUGCUUUUUUGGAUCCAGUUGCAGAUAAGCUUAUGGUAGCAGCUACAUUGAUACUGCUGUGUACUCAACCUAUGGACGCCGUUGUCUUUGGACCAGUUCCAUGGUUAGUGACUGUACCUUCAAUUGCCAUCAUUGGUAGAGAGAUUACUAUGUCAGCAGUAAGAGAGUGGGCUGCAUCUCAGAACGGCAAGCUUUCCAAGGCUGUUGCUGUAAAUAGCCUGGGAAAGUGGAAAACUGCAACGCAGAUGAUAGCACUGACCAUGCUGCUUGCAAGCCGGGAUAGCAGUUUUGAGAGGCUAUUACCGCCUGGUAUUGGGUUGCUUUAUCUAUCCGCAGGUCUCUCUAUAUGGUCUUUAGUUGUUUAUAUGAGACAGAUUGUGAGAGUACUGCUAAAGAAGAAGUAG